This is a messenger RNA of Adineta ricciae, 228 nucleotides long. NCBI's taxonomy places the organism in Eukaryota, Metazoa, Rotifera, Eurotatoria, Adinetida, Adinetidae. The record is from the annotation of a GenBank genome assembly.
AUGAAGUCUGGCUUUUCCCCCUUGGGUCAAACACAAUCGCGAUGUGACAAUAAUUUUCAAGUAUUUCUCAAUUCUGCAUGUGAUCAACUUGGUGGUUGGUUCGAAUGGUGGUCUAAUACUCGACAAGUUUUGUGUAACGUGGAUGGAAACACUCUUUUUAAUAUUGUCAAUGCAUUUGGGCCGAAGGCAUUCAACACAGCUCAACAACAAAGUGGAUGCCGUGGUUAA